UUGAGAGAGAAGCUGUGUUGCGGUUGAAAAAUGGCGCGAGCGAUGGAUGGGCAGUCCCUACAUCGACCUACCUCCUACCACCACCACCACCACCACCAUCAUGGGAUUCUUGAAAUGCAAGAGACUGCAACUUUCCAACCGCUUCCAAACCCCACUUCACCUAAGAUUCUCUUUCUUCCUAACCCUAAUCAUUCCCCCCAAAACAAUAGAUCUCCUUCCAUCCGAUCCCCAUGGCAGGAGAAAUACGAACGGUGUCGCCGCAUAUGUUCUUCCGCGCUUCUGCCUUCGCCGUUCUCCUCCUCCUCUCGUUGGAUGAUGAGAUCAGAGCUGUCGAAGCACAGACGGACAGCUGCGAUUCCGAUCUGAGCAGCUUCCUUCCAUUCCCUUUCAAUUCUUCCUCUGCUCUCACCUGCAGACCUGUUUGGAAUACGUUCGUCCUGCGGUACUCAAAAGCCCCAGAUAAUGUUUUGAACAUUGUACUAUCUGCCGUAUAUACCAGCGGAUGGGUUGGGUUGGGAUUUUCAAGAGAUGGAAUGAUGGUGGGUUCGAGUGCUAUGGUGGGUUGGAUUGGUAAAGAAAGCAGAGCACAUAUCAGACAGUACUUCUUGCGUGGUCAGUCUUCAUCGGAAGUCAGAGUAAACGAGGGCCAAUUGCUAGGCACUGAUGUUUCACCUGCUGUUGUUCUUAACGGAGCCACCAUAUACUUGGCAUUUCAAUUGAAGUUUUUAGCUCCUAUCACUCAGCAAUCACUCCUAUUCGCCUUUGGGGCUGCCACUCCUCACCACUACCGUUUAAAAGAACAUGAAGAUAAAACAAGUGUUUUCUUUGACUUCUCAGCAGGCACUUCGUCCAUUUCUUCCUACCCUCACCAGCUGAAGAAAGCCCAUGGAGCAUUGGCUAUAUUUGCAUGGGGUGUGCUCUUACCAGUAGGGGCAAUUUUUGCAAGAUACUUUAGGCAAUUUGAUCCACUGUGGUAUUAUCUUCACGCGGUCAUUCAGUUUGCUGGGUUUCUCAUUGCACUUGCGAGUUUGGUGGCUGGGGUUUCACUAUAUAAUAAACUGCAUGUGAAUGUCUUGGCACACAGAGGCCUUGGAAUUUUUGUCUUUGUGCUUGCUAUUCUUCAGGUGCUAGCCUUCUUCUUGCGACCUGAGAAAGACUCCAAGGUUCGUAGGUACUGGAACUGGUACCACCACUGGGUUGGAAGGAUUGCACUCUUCCUAGCAGCAGUGAAUAUCGUCCUCGGGAUUCAAGUUGGAGGUGCAGGAAAUGGUUGGAAAGGAGGUUAUGGGUUUUGCCUUGCUGUCAUCAUAAUCACAGUUUCUGUAUUAGAAGUGAUGCUGUGCCUCAGAGGACCCAAGAAGGCAGCUGAACCCCCAAGCUUCCAAAUGCCACCUCAAUAAGAAUUCCUGGAGGGAAAAGAAGGCGAUAUUGGAGAUCUCAAGGUAAAGGUCUGAGUUUUCUUCAGCAGAUGUUGGCAGCAUUCCUCCAAUAGAAUAUGUUGUGCACUAGUAUGCUAAGGCAGUGAUUUUGGUAGUGUUUUUGAGGUGUGCAUUUCCUGUGGAGAGUGUAUUUAAGGAAAGAGUGAGUAGUUGUUGUAUUGAUUUUAUGGAAAUAGUCACCUUUUUCUUUUCCCCUUUUUGUGGGGGCCGAAACAAUGCUGGUUCUUCCCUCACCCACCAGAUGAUUCAUUUGACAGAUGCAGAUAUAAAAUGUUAGAAUUCGUGUU
This is a messenger RNA of Magnolia sinica, 1726 nucleotides long. RefSeq names its product cytochrome b561 and DOMON domain-containing protein At3g61750-like. The transcript has 4 exons. The record is from RefSeq and is a predicted model, not a curated record. Lineage: Eukaryota; Viridiplantae; Streptophyta; Magnoliopsida; Magnoliales; Magnoliaceae. The coding region runs from base 231 to 1400 and encodes 389 amino acids.